Acanthisitta chloris (rifleman) is the source of this 2421-nucleotide messenger RNA. RefSeq names its product anoctamin 9 (gene ANO9). Lineage: Eukaryota; Metazoa; Chordata; Aves; Passeriformes; Acanthisittidae. The record is from RefSeq and is a predicted model, not a curated record. Gene Ontology annotation, molecular function: chloride channel activity; protein dimerization activity. Gene Ontology annotation, biological process: chloride transmembrane transport. Gene Ontology annotation, cellular component: plasma membrane.
GAUGAAAUUCUGUUGACUCCCUGGAGGGAUUGUCCUGCGGAGGACAUGGAACCCUCUGUCUCCCCGAAUGGAGAAAAGUGGGAUUUCGUCCUGGUUAGUGACAUCCAUGAGAUGGGCAGCGAGAAGGAGAUCAAGAGGAAGAAGUUCCUGGAUGAGCUGAACAAGAAGGGGUUCACCAUCAAGAAAAUUGAGGACGAGCACCUGUUUUAUGGAGUCCAUGCCCCGCAGCACAUCUUCCGGAAAUACCAGUGUCUUCUGAUGAACCCUGACAACAGGGUGCAAACCCCCGGGGGCCGGCAGAGCAUCCCAGCGACCACCAGGAUACGGAUUGUGCACUACAUCCUGCAGAACACAGUGACACCUGACUUUGAGAAGCUGCCUGACCUGAUGAAGAAGAAGGUGUUCAAGGCAGCAUUUCCCCUGCAUGAGAAAGAAGAGGUCAAUGAAAUUCUAAAGGACAGUUGGGCGAGCUGGAGACAUAUGUGUCGUGAACAGCCAAUUACGUCUAUCAGGGAAUACUUUGGUGAGAAGGUGGCCUUGUACUUUGUGUGGCUGGGCUGGUACACCUACCUGCUGGGUUUCGCUGCAGUGGCUGGGCUGUUGGUCUUUGUGGCUGGGAUUAGUGUGUUCAAUUCCAGCCAGGUGAGCAAGGAGAUCUGUGAAGCCAACACCACCUACAUGUGCCCACUCUGUGAUCAGAAUUGUCCAUACUGGUCCCUCUCUGACACCUGCACCUAUGCCAAGAUCACUCACAUGAUUGACAACGAGGGGACAGUCAUAUUUGCCAUGUUCAUGGCCAUCUGGGCCACUGUGUUCCUGGAGCUGUGGAAGAGGAAGAGGGCCACUGUGGUCACCAGCUGGAACCUGUAUGGGUGGGAUGAGGAAGAGGAGGAGCUGGCUGUGCAGCUGAUCAACAAUUUGCAGCAGGAACCCCAGAGGUACCAGCACUCCUACUUCUGUAGCACCAUCAUCCUCCUCUUGGUUCUGCUGAUGAUCAUGGUGCUGAUUGGCAUCACCCACGCGCUUGUCAUCUUCCGCGUGAUUGCCACAGCUCUCUUCAGCCAGAGCAACCUGGAGUUCCUGCGUGAGCAGGCCAACACCGUGGCCAUGAUGUUGGGGGCUGUGCUGCACUACAUCACCAUUGUCAUCAUGACCAAGAUCAACAAGCGUGUGGCACUCUUCCUCUGUGACCUGGAGAAACCACGGAGCUUCUCCCAGAAGGAGAACAACUUCAUCGUGAAGAUCUUCACCUUUCAGUUCUUCACACACUUCUCCUCACUUAUCUACAUCGCCUUCUUCCUGGGACGGAUCAAUGGCUACCCAGGGCACUACGUGCGCAUUGCUGGCCAGUGGAGACUGGAAGAGUGCCACCCCAGCGGCUGCAUCACCGACCUCUUCAUCCAGAUGGCCAUCAUCAUGCUGCUCAAGCAGACCAUCAGCAACCUGACUGAGUAUCUCAUCCCCUGGACACGUCACAAGCUACAGAAGAAGCACAAGCACCCCAAGAAGAGAAACAUGAUGUUAGGGGAGGAGGAGGAGGCCGAGGAUCCCUGCAAAAGGCAGUGGCUGAGCAACUAUGAACGCAACGAGGUCAACGUCUUCAGCUUGUUCAACGAGUAUUUGGAGAUGGUGAUCCAGUACAGCUUCACCACCAUCUUCGUGGCAGCCUUUCCCCUGGCACCACUGUUGGCCUUCAUCAACAACCUCUUUGAGAUCCGCCUGGAUGCCAUCAAGAUGAGGCACCUGAACCGGCGCAUGGUGCCCAGGAAGGCCAAUGACAUUGGGAUCUGGCUGCAGGUCCUGGAGGCCAUCGGCAUCCUGGCUGUCAUCGGGAAUGGGCUGGUGAUUGCUAUCACCUCCGACUUCAUUCCUUUGCUGGUCUACAAGUACACCUACAGCCCUUGCAUGAGGGAGAACAGCACAGGCAUUGAUUGCUCCACUGGAUACAUCAACCACAGCCUCUCCGUGUUCCGCAUCCAGGACUUUGAGCCCCAGACAGAGGUGCCCAGGAUGCUGCCACACUUUAAUGGGAACACGACCCUGGAUGAGUGCAGGUACCGUGACUAUCGCAAUGCUGAUGACUACAGCUACACUGUCCAGUUCUGGCACAUCUUUGCAGCACGGCUUGCCUUCCUCAUCCUCUUCGAGGUGAGCACACGGGCAGGCAGGAUGAGGCUGGGGCAGGUGAAGUGGCUGGGCAGGGGGAAGGGGUUGUGUCCAUGUCCCUGGCCUGGGCUGCAUCCCCUGACUGCCCAUAAUGACUGCCUCUGCUCCCCGUAGCAUGUGGCUCUGUGUGUGAAGCUGAUCGCAGCCUGGUACAUCCCUGAUGUCCCUCAGGCCGUCAAGAAUAAGUUUCUGAUUGACAAACGUGAUGUGCUCCGUAAGGAUCUGAGCAUAUUGGAGUACUCCAUCGAGGUGUAG